Molecule: messenger RNA, 3374 nt
Organism: Thamnophis elegans (Western terrestrial garter snake)
Lineage: Eukaryota; Metazoa; Chordata; Lepidosauria; Squamata; Natricidae
Product: ketosamine-3-kinase-like
Exons: 6
Coding region: 164-1087 (307 amino acids)
Source: RefSeq, a predicted model, not a curated record
UCCGGGCGCUCAGCAUCGCCGUUGCGCUUCAGUUGGAGGGAGGGGAGGGGUGCGGGUGGCUCGGCUAGCGCAGGAGGGGCGAAGUUUGUGGCUCCCGGGUGUCUCGGGAACCGCAGAGGAGCGCUGGGUUGGUGUGUGGCCCGCUUUUCCAGGACCUCCUGCGAUGGAGGCGGCUUUGCGGCGAGAACUUGGCACCUCGGUGCUGCGGCCUGCAGGAUACUUGGGGGGAGGCUGCAUCAGCCAGGGCGAGAGUUUCCACACGGACACCGGGCAGGUCUACGUGAAGCGCAAUGGCAAGGCCGAGGCCAGAAGAAUGUUUGAUGGAGAAAUGGCAAGUUUAGCUGCUAUUCUGCAAACACAAACUGUGAAAGUUCCUAAACCUAUCAAAGUUAUUGAUUUGCCAGAAGGUGGUGCUUUAUUUGUGAUGGAACACUUGGACAUGAGAGGCCUCAAUAGGCAUGCAGAAAAACUUGGGAUUCAGCUGGCUGAUCUUCAUCUUCAUAAUCAAAAGCUUGGAGAAACGUUGAAGAAAGAUGCAAACACUAUUGGUAAAAGUCAGAUGGAUACUCAGUUUGUGGAAGAGUUUGGGUUUCAUUCUGUCACUUGUUGUGGUUAUCUUCCACAGAUUAAUGACUGGCAACAAGACUGGGUAAAUUUCUUUGCUAGGCAACGAAUUCAGCCUCAGAUGGAUUUGAUUGAGAAGAAUUCAGGAGACAGAGAAGCAAGAGAGCUUUGGGCUCAACUCCAGGUGAAGAUACCCAGUUUGUUUGGUGACCUGAAAAUAAUUCCUGCUCUCUUACAUGGGGAUCUGUGGGGAGGAAAUGUAGCUGAAGAUGAUUCUGGGCCUAUUAUCUUUGAUCCUGCCUCUUUCUAUGGUCACUCUGAGUAUGAGUUGGCAAUUGCUGGGAUGUUUGGUGGUUUCAGUGGUUCAUUUUAUUCUGCUUACCAUGGUAAAAUCCCCAAAGCACCAGGCUUUGAUAAACGGCUCAAGCUUUACCAACUAUUUCACUACAUGAACCAUUGGAAUCAUUUUGGUGGAAGCUACAGAGGGUCAUCUAUAAAUAUUAUGAAAAACCUGGUGAAAUGAUUUAUUGUGAAAUUGUAUUAUCUCUGUUUGGAAAAAUACAUGGGUUUUCAGCUGCAGUGAUCUGUGAUACUUAAUUUAUUAAGAGUUAUACCCAGUCUUUCAUCCAGGAGCCCCAGGUGGUACACGUAGCUCUGCUUCCAGUUUUUACCCAGGAGAGAGACAGAGAGAGAAAGAUAAUGAUCACCUAGAAGUCACCCAGUGAGUGUCCAUGGGUAAAUUUCCUCAUCCCACUCCAACAUCUUAAUUAUUAUAUUCCACUCGCUUGGUAUCCUGGUAACUACAGUUUUAUUAAAGAGCUGUCUAAGGAGGAAAUAAUCCAAGAUUUGCAUGAAAGCCUUUUUGCUGUUAAGAUGACACCAUUGAAUUGAUUUAGUAGGUUGCAGUAGAGAAACAAUAGUUUAGAUACAUGUUUUGCCAGCAAGGUGGAAGGGGAACAAACCAACAAUAAUGAUAAAGACACAAUCUGAGGUCUUAAUGAUCUUUUUUUUCAUAGUACGGUACAUAUGAAUAUAUUGGGGAUUUUCUUACUUGCUAUGAAACUACGAUUACUCUCAGUAUUUAUAAUAUUACUUGUAUUUCAGUAUUAUCAUAGCUGCAUUUGCAUUAGAUGCAUGUACUGAGCUAAAAUUGGAAUACAUAGGAUGCUGCCUAGUUGACUUUUGUUCUUUCUACCGUGAAUGUUAUUAAGCAUGGCUCUGGUUGUCAAAAUUCAGGACUCUGCCUGAAUCUUCUAAGCACACUACAAUUUGCAUGAUGAUCUGGUUUGUCUUCCUUCAGUAAGGCUCCAGCGGGUGUAUGUUCCUAACUACCUAAAAAACUUGACCUAAUCUUGUACUGUACAAUGUACAUUCAUGGAUUAAGUUUAUUUAUAGGCAGCUGUAUCCAUUUCAGAGUUACUUUCUUAUGGCUGGUUGGUGGAAUUAUUUCUCUUUGAAGCCAUUGAACUAGGCUGGCACUGUAGGCCCCAGAAAUUCUAGCCAGCCUUUGUUGCUUUGGCUGAUAAAUUUUGGGAUUGUAUGCAAGGCUGAGGUUAAAAUAGGGUGUCAGUGAUUUUUUCGGCUUGUUUUGAACUGCUUUGAGUAUUGAUUAAAAACGAAGCAAUUUUUGCGCUGAUAAAAUGCUAAAUACUACUUAAAAUGAAUAUGAUAGGUUUAGACCUUAGAUUAUGAGGAAGGAAUAUUUGAUUGACCUUCUCCUUCCACAUAUAUACAUAUCUUCCCCCAUUUUAAUACUUUGGUUGACUAUAGUAUCUUGCAACCAGUUAGGCUCAUAAUACUAUUUUUCCAGAGGGUGUUUUUGAUUCACUACUGCUGAGCUAAAAUAUAUGGUUAUUUUCCAUCCCCUCCCUAUCAGAUAUAAUUUUUUCUGCUAGAAAAAAAUCAUUUGUUGAUUUUAUCUGUCACUUAUAGUAUAAAAUCUAACUAAAGUAGCAAAAAUAAUUCUAAUCCAGAUUGUGAUAGUAUAUUAAUUCUAUUGAAUCUUUUAGUAAAAGUAUGUUGCUUCUACCUUAGGCAGGCAAAGGCUUACUUUUCUGGGUGGUUAAUUAGAUAAUUAAUUUUAGCUAUAAUUAUGUGUCCAGCAUGACCUUCCUUGGUGUGGAUUGUUUAACAGGGGAGAUUAGAAAGAGAAGGGAAAGUUUUAUUACUGCAUUAAUAAUUUCCCUUAGCAUGAAUCUGCUACCACUUGUUUCUAGUGUGCAGCAGCAGGAAUGCUGAAUCAGUAUAUCUAAUACUUGAAAAAGUAUACUGGAAAUACCCAAUAUGAUUUACAACAAUUGUGAAGUGCUGAUGAAGAGUUUUCUAGAGAAUAGUAAAUGGAUCCAGAAACACUUAAACAUUUGAAAACAAAAUAAUAUGUAGUUCUGGAUGAAAGGAUAUAUAUAUAUGAAAACAUUAUUUUUUAGAAAUCAUACCAAAAGAUUGUAUUUAAUAUACUGCAGAAUAUAUAUUCCUGUGGCAAACAAUUAAAAUAUGGGUUUUGCUCUUUCAGAUGUUGCUUUUUAGGUGGCUUCUCAAUUUCCAGGUAGGUACCGAUAGAGAGGCAUCAUUAAUAGAAUGUAUGCUCAUACAGACCCUUGGAAUGUUUUUGAUGCUUUUGAAUUAACAUUAUUUGGCUUUACAUUAUGGAAAAAAAUAUUACACUAAUUUUUAAAAAUUCCAAUUGUCUUUGUUAUUCCCUGCUUUCUCAUUUUGCAUAACAAUCCCACUAGUUUUCUGAGUUUAAAGAAGAGGUUGCUAUUUGUCAUCCUUUGUAAUUGUUCAAAUAAAAUAUAUUCCUGAGCAUUUCA